GGACCUAUGGCCAGAUCGAUGUUUGGUUCGUUGGUUGGUGCAUGGCUGUCCAACGGACCCGCUCUCUCUUUCUCGCUCUUUUCCCACUUUCUCUCUCUCUCUCUCUCUCUUUGCCUCCCAUUCUUGGUCUGUUCUUGCCCCUUUUUCUGCUCAAAGUGAGGGCAAGAAAAUACCUUGAUGGUUCGCUACUCAUUCCCUCUGAUCUUGCCUUUUCAGUUCCUCGUUGGCGAGGGAAAAGGACUCUCCUGUCUUGGCAAGUCCAUCAUCCAUCACACCGUUGCGCGUGGUCGGGCUUUGAACUAGAAUCAUCAGUGAUUAUAGUAUUGGUUGAGCUUGCUUAUAAAUGGCCAAGUGUUCUAUGUCAUUCUACGUCAUUGUGGGUUUAAGAUCGCAUCUAAGAAGCGUCAGUUUAGUGUCAUCAUGUUCUUGUAGUAAGCUGUGGAAGGGAAAUUACAAAGGGAACUACUGAUCUAGGUCCUUCACACCUUUGAAAAGGAGGGUCUUCACUUCCUCCUCCUUCUCCUACUUUCCGUCUUUCUUGAAUGAAUGGAAUCGAAACACGGGUGCUUUAUUCUCGUUUGUCUUUGUUGACAGCCAAUUGUCGAAAAGGACAACCAAGUGCUUUUCAUGCCAAUUCCCCUGGCUCGUUAGCUCUCUUUUGAGACUCUAGUGCACCACCUUUUCUUCCUCUCCGCCUAUCUAGCUUCUUAAACGGUUGCAGAAGAAUUGAAUGAACAACGCAAACGUCAUCUGGAACAACAGUAACAACAGUGACAACAGUAACAACUACUACUACUACUACUACUACUACUACUACAUUGGCAGUUACAAAGCGGCAAGAGCCUAGAAGGAAGCACACGCUUUCCGCUAAUACAUCUGAAAAGCUCAAGUGGAAUGCACCCUUAUCGGAUAAUCGUGCAACUGGGACACGGUCACUCAUUCCGAUAUCAUUUCAAGAUCCAGUAGAUCCAGCCAGACCGCAACUUCAAAGGUGGAGAGAGAGUCAGGAAGAAAUCAACGACGACCUACGUAUUGGUCAAGCUCCACUCCCAUUCCCCUUCCCGCACACACCGAGUCUCACUUUCCGGAAUCCCAUCUUGGCCUUGUGUGGGCUUGGCUGAUGACUGGGAUGGACGGCGGAAUGUGAAGAGAUCAUCAUCGUAUCGUUAUCAGUCCUUGAAGCACCAACCCAUAUCCUAGGCCUUUUAGGAGUUAAGCUCUCUCUCUUCCGCUGGUAUCCUUUGAUAAUGCCCUAAUGAUGAGAUGAGAUCCUCAUCACUAGCGUCGAGAGACUGUCAGUUAUGAGGUUGGUGAGACCAACAACCGACGCCACUUCCACGAUGAAUAAUGCAACCCCAUUAACCAGAAAAUAUUCAUCAACCGCAUUCAACUCGGAGAGGAUAUCCAAGUUUUCAAUCGUUCCGCCCCCACCACAGUCCAUGAAAAUCCCGCUGAACUCAUCAAGCCUCAACGUUUGAGAUUCUGCCUGAAACUUUUUUUCCGAUUCAAGUGUUGCAAGGAGCGUUCGUUGAGCCUUGGGAGAUGAGGUGGGUGCGAGUGUGGUGUCCACGUCCCUUGAUUGAUUGAAGAACUCUUGGCUUUAGGCCUGAAUAAUGGGACAAGUGCAGAGAACUUAAGUGAAUCAAUCCACCGGACACCGGAGAAUGGUUGGUUCACGGUGAGCAAUCAUGAAGCGCUCCAAUUCUAACCAAAUCCAGCCUUUCGUCUCUCGGGGGUCCUCUUUGAAAGAAGUCGACGAUGGCGAGUUGUUGGGCGGCGAGCCCGAAGAUCAGGACUAUAAUGAGUGUGAAAUCCAAGUCCCGCUCCUUCGAGAGCACAGAGAGAAACGAUCUCCACAUAUCAUUGAAUUGGCCGAUGCCCAACCUCCAUUUGCGAGGCGAUCCCAAUUCCUCUCGCCCUAUCCGAAUCGAGGUCGACAGGCCAUUUUGUUCGCAUCUUCGAGAAGUCCAUCUCUAGUGACCACUCGAUUGGAACCCGUCUACCCUUGGGACUUGGACGACGAUGAUGAUGAGGUUUACACCCGGGACGGGAAAAAUGAUCCCCCACAGUACGGGGACGAGGACAACCACCACCACCACCAUCGUAUCAACAAUAGCAAUAGGGACGAGGAUGACAAUGACGACGAAGAGUACGAACACCCAUCACUUGAGAACAGAAAGUCCCUGUCAGCCCUGAGGCGAGGAGGAUACAUGGGCGAAAGUGAGGAUGAUUUGGACAAUUCUAGUCUUCAAGGCGAGUCCGCUGCAAGUUUUGCGGAAUUCUCGUUCCGAAAAUUUUCCAGAGAGUACUGGCUCCGGAAGAUAUGCAUUAACAUUGUCCUUAACCCAUGGUUCGAGCGCUUAACGAUGUCUGUGAUCCUCCUCAAUUGUGUGACUUUGGGCAUGUUCCAACCCUGUGAAGAUGCUACAUGUGAUUCCAAGCGGUGCCAAGUACUCAAGGUUUGUGACGAUGUAAUCUAUCUGUAUUUCGCGGUGGAAAUGUGCAUCAAGAUGUUCGCCAUGGGCGUGGCAGGCAGAGGAUGCUAUCUGUCUGAGACUUGGAACCGCUUGGAUUUUUUCAUUGUCAUGGCCGGUGCCCUUGAAUAUUUCCUCGACGUGGAAAAGCUCAAUUUGUCAGCCAUUAGAACCGUUAGAGUUCUUAGACCACUUCGUGCUAUCAAUCGCAUCCCAAGUAUGCGGAUUUUGGUGAUGUUACUCCUGGACACAUUGCCCAUGCUGGGUAACGUUUUGCUCCUUUGUUUCUUCGUCUUCUUCAUAUUUGGUAUCAUCGGGGUCCAACUUUGGGCGGGACUGCUUCGUCAGAGGUGCUUCAUCCCCGACGACAUGCAAGACAACGCUGUGCUGAAGAGCAAAUUUUUCAAGAGUCAAUUUGUUCCCUAUUACCAACCUCCAGAUGAGAAUGAGAAGGAGUGGAUCUGUUCCACGCCAGAUAGUUCGGGUAUGCACAAAUGCGGGGAGUUGCCUUACUACGAAGAAGACGAGGUGGAGUGUCAUGCCAGCAUCGAAACCGGUCUUUACAACUCAUCGGAUUGCAUUAAUUGGAAUCAAUACUUCACCGAUUGCAAACCAGGAGCCAUGAACCCGUUCCACGGUGCAAUAUCCUUUGACAAUAUUGGAUUGGCCUGGGUGGCCAUUUUCCUGGUGAUAAGUCUCGAAGGAUGGACCGAUGUCAUGUAUUUCGUUCAAGAUGCGCACUCAUUCUGGAAUUGGGUCUACUUUGUCCUGCUCAUUGUGAUUGGCUCCUUCUUCAUGAUUAACUUGUGCCUGGUCGUCAUUGCCACCCAAUUUUCGGAAACGAAGCGUCGCGAAACGGCAAAAAUGAAGGCUGAGCGAGCUCGAUUUCAAUCAUCGUCCACAUUGUCGAGCUUCACCAAUUCGGAGACCACCAAUUGCUAUCGUCAAGUGAUUCGACUCAUAGCUCAUCUGAUCCGAAAGGCCAUGAGUCGAACACGACGGCUGUAUCGAAAGCAUCGCCUCGAGCAUUUGAGCAAGAAAGAGAUGUCGCUCAUGGAGAAACAGGAGGCGGGCAAACUUCAAAACCAUCACAUCCGACGCAAUGUCUACACGCAGAGCGUCAUCAAUCCCAACAAUGGUAGGUGUGACGGUAGAAUAAGCCCAGACAAAAGAGCUUUCAUUAAUCAGACCUUGGAUUGUUCAAACCAGUCCUUUCGACCGAACAAAAAUGCUAUUAAUUCUUUCAUAGCCAUUAGUCCAGGCCGAAUUGCUCCAUUUUAUCCUCAACUGAUUUUCCAGGCUGUCAUUCAUUACGUGUUCCAAUACGGUUACUUACUGUGGUUUAGAUCAUACGAAUUGCUCGCACUUUCAUCAGCACUCUCUGCCACUCUCACUGCCCAAAUCGGAGGGUUUAAUGCCUCACAAAUCAAGCACUGUUCAACCUAUAACUUGCCGGAGGUGGGACAGAGCUCGGAUGACAAAUUGGGAUCAGGAUGUGAUGUGGAUAGCGAAAUCUACGAAUUGGCCGUGACGCCCAAACGGCCCUCCCGGUUCAUUGCCUUCUUCGGGUGCUGCGGUACCUGUCUGUCCAAGUUUCAGAAUCAGCUCGAGAAGUUUGUGGAUCACAACAUUUUCCAACGUUUCAUCCUGUUUUGUAUUCUCAUCAACACCUUCAGUAUGGGCAUAGAGUUCCACAAACAGCCGGAGUUCCUCACGAAAACCGUGGAAAUCAGCAAUCUCGCUUUUAGUGCCAUCUUUGCCAUCGAGAUGCUCCUCAAGCUAUCAGCUUACGGACUCUUUAAGUACAUUAGCGACGGCUUUAACGUGUUCGAUGGAAUCAUUGUCAUAUUCAGUUCCAUGGAGCUUUAUACGGGAUUUGUUCAUGGAAUCCAUCCUGAAGGUGGGAGCACCGGCCUUUCCGUUCUGAGGACGUUCAGACUUCUGCGCAUCCUCAAACUCGUCCGGUUCUUACCGAAUCUUCGGCGCCAGCUCGUGGUGAUGCUGAGGACCAUGGACAAUGUGGCCGUUUUCUUUGGACUGCUCAUGCUCUUCAUCUUCAUUUUUAGUAUUUUGGGGAUGAACCUCUUUGGAUGCAAGUUUUGCGAUGGGGACGUCUGUGAUCGUAAAAACUUUGAUACGCUCCUUUGGGCCACUGUCACCGUGUUCCAAGUCCUGACUCAAGAGGAUUGGAACAUUGUCCUCUUUCUUGGCAUGAAACAAACAAAUCACUGGGCGGCGCUGUAUUUCGUCACCCUGAUGACCUUCGGCAACUACGUCCUAUUCAACCUUCUGGUGGCCAUUUUAGUGGAGGGAUUCUCCAAUCAAGACGACAAGCGGAGCUCGGAUCGAAACUCGUUAUAUUCCAAGGAUGCCAAUAGCGGAGCAGGCUUGUCCCAAAGUCCUUGUCAAAGUCUGCAUAAUUCCAGUCAGGGAGGCAGACGGGGCGACAGUCUCCGAGGAUAUCGACGACCAGGCAGCCUCAAAGCCAAUGGCAGCGGCUCCAUGGUGAACCAGAUGUCGUAUGCCCAAUCUCCGAAAUUAAGCAAACAUGUGAUGGAAACCCUGCGGAACAACGUUCUAGAGAUGGGCGAGCCCAUGCAGUUGAUGCUUCCCUGUUCCAAUUGCGGUGAGACGAGAGUGGUGAUGGCUCGUCAAAUCAAAAAAGAGGAUGUGGAAUGCAAUCCGGUAUUUGCAGAGUUCCUUCAACAAUCCAAGGGUGGUUCGCCACCCAAUGGAACAAUGCCAUUCAGGCGCACUUCCAGGGGCUCCAAGACAUCCAGGAGCAGCAGUAGGAGUCGCCGUCGUCGGAAGCCCUCGAAAUGUUGCUCACUCACCGAAUCCACGUGCAGCAAAUGUGAGGCAGCCAUCCAUCCACUGGCUGCGAAUUCCCAUUUCACGGAUAUUUCCAAAUCUGCGGUCGCCAAGAACGGUUCCAACGGACGGGCGAAUUCCAUUCAUUUGAUGGAGAACGGUGACAACCAACGUGACAGGUCGAGUGGUUGUCGAGGCGUGUGGGAAAUGCUUUUGUAUUGGCGAAAAACCGUCUUGUCCCGGUGGGUUCGAUUCAAAUACGAGCGAGAAACAUUCUCGCUUUGGAUAUUCAAACCCGAUGACAAAUUUCGAAUGUAUUGCCAAGAGCUAACCGGCAAGACAUGGUUCGAUUUCAUCGUGUUGGUAUUCAUUGCCAGUAACUGCAUCACACUAGCAAUGGAGAGGCCCAACAUUCCUCCCUGGUCUUGGGAAAGGCAGUUCCUAGAUCUGUUGAAUAACAUCUUCACGUUCGUGUUUUUCAUUGAGAUGUUAUUAAAAGCCAUUGCCACAGGGUUGCUCUACGGAGAGCACGCUUACUUCAAAUCCGGUUGGAACAUCAUGGACGGAUCGCUGGUGAUCAUUUCUUUGGUGGAUACGGUGAUGGUGGUGAUUUUGGGUCAAACAUCUAAAAUCUUCGGCAUUCUACGCGUCUUUCGAUUGGUUCGAGCCCUGCGACCCCUGAGGGUGAUCAAUCGGGCCCCUGGUCUUAAAUUGGUGGUCCAAACAUUGCUUUCAUCUCUUAAGCCGAUUGGGAAUAUUGUCUUGAUAUGUUGCACAUUUUUCAUCAUCUUUGGUAUCCUGGGCGUCCAGUUGUUCAAGGGCAUCUUCUAUUAUUGCGAGGGUCCGGAUGCUCAUCGGGUGAAAAAUAAGACUCAGUGCCUAGAGUUAAGUGGUCGCGGCAAUCGUUGGAUCAAUCACAAGUAUAACUUCGACAAUCUGGGACAGGCUCUCAUGUCGUUGUUUGUUUUGUCCUCCAAAGAUGGGUGGGUCAACAUCAUGUACCAAGGCCUCGAUGCCGUGGGAUUAGAUCAACAACCUCGAGAAAAUUUUAACGAAUGGCGCCUCAUCUACUUCAUCUCAUUCUUGCUGCUGGUGGGAUUCUUUGUGUUGAACAUGUUUGUGGGCGUGGUGGUUGAGAACUUCCAUCGAUGUCGGGCCGAGCAGGAGAAGGAGGAACGGGCCCGCAGAGCGGCCAAGCGGGCCAAGAAAAUCGAAGAGCGACGUCGAAGGGGACCUCGGCGGAAAGAAAUGAUGGAGACGCCUUAUUACAUCCAUUACUCGCCCAAUCGCCUGAUGGUCCACAAAAUGGUGACCUCCAAGUACUUCGAUCUAGCCAUCUCGGCCGUAAUUGGACUCAAUGUGAUAACUAUGGCCAUGGAGUUCUACAUGAUGCCCCGAAUUUUGGCCAACGCUUUGAAAGUGUUCAACUACUUCUUUACGGCUGUGUUCAUUCUCGAAGCUGGAAUGAAGGUUUCCGCCUUAGGAUUGGGACGAUACCUCCAAGACCGGUGGAAUCAACUCGAUGUUGUGAUAGUAAUCCUCUCCAUUUUGGGCAUUGUACUUGAGGAGCUCAAGUCAGAUUUGAUGCCGAUUAACCCCACGAUUAUGAGGGUUAUGCGAGUGCUUCGAAUAGCGAGAGUGCUCAAGCUCUUAAAAAUGGCCAAAGGCAUACGUGCUCUACUCGAUACUGUGAUGCAAGCGCUUCCACAAGUUGGAAAUCUUGGACUCCUCUUCUUCCUCCUUUUCUUCAUAUUCGCUGCACUCGGCGUGGAAAUGUUUGGCCGAUUGGAAUGUGAUGAUCACCACCCGUGCCAGGGCUUGGGCGAGCACGCCCACUUCCGGUCCUUUGGCAUGGCCUUCUUGACCUUGUUCCGCAUUGCCACAGGCGACAAUUGGAAUGGCAUCAUGAAAGAUACGCUCCGUGAGGAGUGCGAAGAGGGUGACCAAUGUCUACGCAACUGCUGCGUCUCGCCCUACUUUGCGCCCCUGUUCUUCGUGGUCUUUGUCCUCAUGGCACAGUUUGUGUUGGUCAAUGUGGUGGUGGCCGUGUUGAUGAAGCAUCUGGAGGAAUCACACAAGCAGCAAAUUCUGGAAUUCAGCAGUAUGGAGGACGACGUGGAAGUGGAAUUGGAACUGGAAAAGCAACUCUCCUUAGCUCGUGAGAUGUUCUAGAACGUCAGACAUUAAAGCCCUUGGUACCUUCUCAAAACAUUGGAACUGCAGUAAUAAUUGACGACCCUGAUCACGGAAUCUCCUCAAAGGCUCGCUACGUGCCCUCUAAUAACUAAAAUAUCCAAUAAUAAUGAUGUUAGCCUAACCUCUCCCCUUCAUACUUCAAAACUACUAAUCGCACAAACCCAUACAUAUGAUAACCCACAACAGAGAAUAAAUCAGAGUAUUUCAUCCUCCGA
Molecule: messenger RNA, 7696 nt
Organism: Tigriopus californicus
Lineage: Eukaryota; Metazoa; Arthropoda; Copepoda; Harpacticoida; Harpacticidae
Gene: Ca-alpha1T
Product: voltage-dependent T-type calcium channel subunit alpha-1G-like
Exons: 32
Coding region: 1689-7457 (1922 amino acids)
Biological process (GO): calcium ion transmembrane transport; membrane depolarization during action potential; neuronal action potential
Cellular component (GO): neuron projection; voltage-gated sodium channel complex; plasma membrane
Molecular function (GO): low voltage-gated calcium channel activity; voltage-gated sodium channel activity
Source: RefSeq, a predicted model, not a curated record